Girardinichthys multiradiatus is the source of this 2430-nucleotide messenger RNA. It is a transcript of the gene mettl25b, whose product is annotated as methyltransferase like 25B. Lineage: Eukaryota; Metazoa; Chordata; Actinopteri; Cyprinodontiformes; Goodeidae. The record is from RefSeq and is a predicted model, not a curated record. Gene Ontology annotation, molecular function: rRNA (adenine-N6,N6-)-dimethyltransferase activity. Bases 218 to 1930 code for a protein of 570 amino acids. The transcript is spliced from 8 exons. Gene Ontology annotation, biological process: rRNA modification.
GCCCUGAACGCAUCGCCAAUGUACACAGUGUAGCGACAGUAUCUACCUAGUUCUUUAAAUCAGUUGGUAUUUCUUAUAUUAAAAGCUGUCUUUGUUCUGUUUUAAUCGCUUGUUUUGAGGACAAAUUGCCCAUCUCCCUGGCAUUUACUUUUAAUUUAAACAGGCACGCUGCUUUGAGUUGCUAACGCAUGUUAGCAUUAGCGUACGUAGAAGUCCCAUGUCAGAACAGCUGUCAGUGUCUGAUGAUGUGGAGGAGUUUACAGCAAGUUUUACUGCAGAACAACAAAGAGAACAGGCGAAGAGACUCACCACCUUUCUGUCUCAGUACACCCAUCUGACCGACUCUUUUAUUAUUGAGUUCUUCACUGAAAAUCUGUGGCAGACGUUACCCAGCACCUGGCAGGCAGUGCUGCAGGACCUUUCAUAUCCACAAACUGCAGAUCUACUGCUGGAUGCUUCUCAUGAAGACAGGAGGUAUCCUUCAGUGUGGCCCUUGUCCCUCCUGGCUUUCCGUGCCACAGCUCAUGCCCUGGCCUAUCCCAGAGAGUGCGGGCCUGACCAAGGCAGAGUGGCUGCUUUGGUGAAGCCUGAUGAGUUCCUGGAAAACCAGAGUCAGAGUUCUUUACUGGGACACAUAUUCAGGAAGCACGUCAAACCCAAGAAACAGCAUGAGAUCCGAAAGCUGGGCAUGCUUGUUAAACAACUUUGUGACCAGACAGGCUGCAGGAGAGUGGUGGAUGUGGGCUCUGGCCAGGGUCACCUCACCCGUUUCCUGUCCUUUGGGCUUGGACUGUCUGUGACUGCUAUUGAGGCUGAUCACACCCUGGUUGCUAUGGCUUCCAGGUUUGAUGCCGAGUUAUUGUGGACCCUGGAGAAAGAAAAACAGAAAAAGAGCUGCUUCUUUCAGCUUCCUGAAGCACUCUCCAUCCCACAACACAUGGCUGGAUGGGUAAACCCUAAGGCAUCAUGGGAAACUUUUAUCAAGCAGCUAAAAGAGGCAAAUCAUGUCAUAGAAGGACCCCAAACUUUAUUUGGACCCAGCAAAAAGAGGCGCUCAGAUCUAACUCAGACUUCACAAUCUGAUGGUCUUUCACACAAUUCGAAUAGGAGUGAGAGUGAACAGAUGCUGUCUGAGAGACUCUGCUGUUCAGACAUUCCAGCUGUGUCUGAAGAGGGUUUAAACCCAGAGGAAAGCCUUCUGCAGGACUAUCCAGACUUUGUCUUGACUGGUCUCCAUGCUUGUGGAGACCUCAGCGCCACGCUCCUCCGCCACUUUGUCAGCUGCCCUCAAGUUCGUGGCAUCACCUCUGUGGCGUGUUGCUACAUGAAAAUCACAACCAAAGAAAACCCCACCCCUCCAGGACUGAUCUCACCUUCCUCUCCGCUCACACCUAGCACUGAGUCAUUUCGCUAUGAAUUUGGCUACCCGAUGAGCUCCUGGGUGAAGUGGUUGCCUGGACAUCAGCUCUCCUAUAAAGCACGAGAGGGGGCAUGUCAUGCUGUGGAGGACUAUGUGCGGAGGCUGCGAGAGGGAAGCCAGCUGCUCAGGACGCACUGUUACCGAGCGAUACUGGAGACAUUCAUCAGGGAAACGAGACCAGAUCUUCGCAGGGCAGGAAUCCAGACCAUAAAGAAAGCCCACCUAUUAGCAUUUACUGAAUAUGCCCGUCUGGGCCUGCCUCGGGUGGGCCUGCCUCCUGAUUUACCUCUGGACCAGGAGCGGGUGGAGGCCAUGUUGAAACAGCAGAGCAAGGUGGUGGUGUACUUCACUCUGACCCUGCUGCUAGCUCCUGUGGUGGAGACCUUGGUGCUGCUUGACAGGAUGAUCUAUCUGGAGGAGAACGGUGUGGACAGUCAGCUAAUUCCUCUCUUCAAUCCAAACUUUUCCCCAAGAAACUUUGUGCUGGUUGCUCUGAAGCCGUCCAGAUAGUCUGUACAAAACCGAACCCAUACAAUCGGUACCCUGUUGUUUGUAUCAAUAUUAAAUCAUGAAGAUAAGGCUUUGGUUCAGGAGAUGGAUUGAGUGUCUUACAUUCAGAAGGUUCACAUCCCCAGUGUUUUCAUUGCUGCAUGAAUAUCAGAUUAGUAGGUUGAUGUAGAUUGUUGUUUAAAGCGUUCCGAGAGGGAAAAUAGUCAGGAUUAGCACUAUAUUCUAUGAAGUCUUUUUACCAUUUAGUGAAUGAUGUGUGUGCCACAGUUUUUUGUCAUGUGGUCUUUUGCCAUAUUUUUAAGUCUAAAUCAUGAAUUCAUCUUCAAAAUUCUACUAAUAGUUUGGUUUCCGUUUACAAAAAAUGUUGUUGUAAGGUUGCUUGAUUUUUAGCUGGAAAUGUAUCAGUUUUUUAAAUGACAUUUUAGAAGUCAUUCAUCUUUGUUUCUGCACUGCGUCUUCACCUGAAAGCAAGAAAUAAAACGUUGCUUAAAUUAGUUCCA